This is a messenger RNA of Trichoderma breve, 861 nucleotides long. RefSeq lists its product as uncharacterized. The record is from RefSeq and is a predicted model, not a curated record. Bases 1 to 861 code for a protein of 286 amino acids. The transcript is spliced from 3 exons. Lineage: Eukaryota; Fungi; Ascomycota; Sordariomycetes; Hypocreales; Hypocreaceae.
AUGAGCUCCCCUCUCACCGUGGACCCGGCGCUCAUUGCCAAAGUGACCGACUACAUCAAGGUCUACAUGGCCAACUAUGACCCUUCGCACGACUACAGCCAUAUCAAGCGCGUGGUGCAUCUUGCGCAGACGAUCCAGGCCCAAGUGCCCAACACGAACCGCGACAUUGUCACUCUUGCGGCCCUCAUGCACGACGUAGGCGACAGGAAGUACCUCAAGCCCGGAGAAGACGCUUCACGCAUGAUCUAUACGGCCCUCACGUCUCUCGGUGCGUCGGAGGAAUUGGCGGAGAAGAUUCAGGUCAUUUGUCUGGGCGUGAGCUACUCGAGCGAGAUCAAGGACCUGGCACGUGAUGCUGAUCGACUGGACGCCAUCGGAGCGGUGGGCAUUGGACGAGUAUUUACGUUUGGUGGAGCCAAGGGGAGAGACUUGGGCAAUUCGAUCGACCAUUUCGAGGAGAAGCUGCUUAAGCUGGAGACUAUGAUGAAGACGGAUGUGGGGAGGGAGAUGGCGAGAGAGAGGACGGAGAGGUUGAGGUUGAUGCAGGAGUGGUGGCAACAGGAGACGGAGGGGGUUGAAGCAAAGAAAGAUACAACCGAGGUCCUAUCCAGGGGUCUAUCCGACAGUUCAUCCGACGGUUCAACUGGCAACAUGAUCAACCCCAGUAUACAACGUUAUGGAUCCAGCGGGUAUGCUCCCCACGAGCACCUGAUCAUCUCCUCCAUCUAUUCCGAGUUCAGUUCCGAAGUCAACGCCUACAACUAUGCAUCAUCUAUGGAUACUUCAAAUGGCCAAACCACACACCCGGAUGCCGUGGCAGCUACUGCAUCAACUUCCCCUGCACAACACCCGCAUGAUUAA